AUGGACACCGCGUGCUGCUUCGGGUGGAGACAACCGCAGCAGCAGCAGCAGCAGCAGCAGCAGCGACUUGCUGCGGCAGCAGCAGCAGCAGCAGCACGUGGUGCGAAAGCCACAGAACAUCCAACAGCAGCCAACCCAGCAGCAGCUGCUGCUGCGACUGCAUUUGCAGCAGCAGAUGCUGCUCUCAGCAUCCAGCAGCGUGAGCAGCAGCAAAGCCGUUGGAGAGCUGCUGCUGCUGCUCCUGCUGCUGCUGCUGCUGCUCCUGCUGCUGCUGCUGCUCAGCAGCAGCAGCAGCAGCAGCAGCAGCAGCAGACGUCAGCAUUCUUCUCCUUUAUUGAAAAUCCCCAGAGCUUAUCUGCCUUGAGGUUCCCUGCAGCAACAGCAGCUGCUGCUGCAGCAGAUGCAGCAGCAGCAACUGCUGCAGCACACGCAUCAGCAGCAGCAGCACCUGCUGCAGCACCACCAGAACCAACAGCCAAUGUAGCAAGGACACCAGCAGCAGCAGCAGCAGCAGCAGCAGCAGCACCAAAUGCAGUAGCCCCAGCAGAAACACAAUUUACAGCAGCACACCUGGCUGCUGCUGCUCCUGCUGCUGCUGCACCGCCAGCAGCAGUACCGACAGCAGCAGCAGCAGCAGCAGCAGCAGCAGACAGCGUUAUAGUAAGAGGUGCAGCAAAAGCAGUAGUAUGGAAUGAAGGGCACCAAACGGUAGAAGCAGCAACAGCAGCAGAAGAGACAGCAGCAGCACCAGCAGCAGCAGCAGCACCAGCAGCUAAUUCGUGCUGCACUUGGGAGGAGGAGCUUCGGCUUGCCGCUGCUGCUGCCCCUGCAGAACCAACAGCAGCAGCAGCAGCAGCAGCAGCAGCAGAAGCAGCAGCACGAAGCCAGCCCCAGCAUCAACACUGCAGCUGCAUCUCAUCGCUGCAGCUGACGCAGCAGCAAACGUUAGAUACUGCAGCUGCGCCCGGUCAGGCACCUGCUGCUGCUGCUGCUGCUGCUGCUGCUGCUGUUGCUGCUGCUGCUGUCGGUCCCAGCAGCAAGUUGCUGCUGCAGGAGAGGGGCGCAGCUGCUCUGAAGGGGGCCGGCGGAGAGUCAGCUCGCGGUCUCUCCCUCCGACGUCUGCGGCAGCAGCAGCAGCAGCAGCAGCAGAAGCCGAGGCAGAAGCAGCAGCAGCAGCAGAAGAAGAAGCAGCAACAGCAUCUGCUGCAGCACCAAAACUUUUGUUCAGGUGCAGCAGCAGGAGCAGCUCAGCAGCAGCUGCUGCUGCAGCAAACGCUCGCAGCUAUUGCUGAAGAACGGGAGGCCCUGCUGCAGCAGCUGCCGCCAAAUCCGCAGCGGCGUAAAGGAGGAAAGACGCAGCUCAAAGGCAGCAGCAGCAGCAGCAGCAGCAACAGCAGCAGCAGCAGCAGCAGACAAGUCUUCUACGCAGCAGCAGCAACAGCAAAGCCUCCGGGAACCCACACCAUCAGCUGCAGAAGCCGCAGCAGCGAGAACUUGCUGCACAGUUUUGCUGCUGCUUCUGCUGCUGCUGCUGCUGCUGCUGCUCAGCCGUCCUUGCUGCAGCAGCAGCAGCACGCUAGUGGCAGUCAGCAGCAGCAGCAGCAGCAGCAGCAGCUGCAAGGCGCUCCACAAGAUGCUUGCUGCAGCAGCAGCAGCACUGACCGCAUCUGCUGCAGCAGCUUCACACGGCCAGCGACAUCUCUAUGUAAGGGGCACAAACCCAGGCGGGGUAGCCCCCAAGCAGCAGCAGCAGCAGCAGCAGCAGCAGCAGCAACAGCAGCAACGCCAGCAGCAGCUGCUGCUGCAGGCGGCGUUGCUGCUGGUUCUGCUUCGACAGCGUCUCCCCGUCUUCAUAUUAACCUGCAAGAAACGAAAAAGAAAGAGCAGAUGGCUGCAGCAGCAGCUGCUGCUGCUGCUGCUAAGGCAGCAGCGCAUGCUGCUGAUGCAGCAGCAGCAGCAGCAGCUUCAUCUGUCGUCAAGUCUGCUGCAGCAGCAGCAGCAAAAGGGAUACACGCAGCAGCACGUAUGCAUCCUCCUGCAGUUACGUUUGCUUCACCAUCUGUCGGCCCUGCUGCUGCAGCUGCUGCCGCACCUGCUGCUGCUGCUGCUGCUGCUGCUGCGCCUGCCGUUGCUGUUGCAUCUCCUCACGUUCUUGCUGCAUCUGCUGCUGCUGGUGCUGCUGCUGCUGCUGAGCCCCCCCAGCAGCAGCUUGCCCACAGCCAAGUCCAAGAAGCAUUUGCUGCGGGUACAGGAGGCAACAGCAGCAGCAGCAGCAGCCGCUGCUGUUGCUGCAGCAGCAGCAGCAGCAGCAGCAAAACUAAGAACCACAGCCCCCGUCACAUCAGCAGAGAUGCAGUGUUAAUAAGGGCCCUCCGACCCCCCACUAAGAGAGCCUGGUGUAUUGGCUGCAGCUGCUCAAACGAACAGCAGCAGCAGCAGCAGCAGCAGCACGUAUGCAUCCUCCUGCAGUUACGUUUGCUUCACCAUCUGUCGGCCCUGCUGCUGCAGCAGCAGCAGAAGCAGCGGAAGCAGCAGCAGCAGCAGCGGAGGCCCCUGAGCGCAUGCACCACAGGGCGGCGCAGCCCCUGCAGCAAGUCCCGCAGAAACCAGUCGGCUCCAGCUGCGCGGCUCAGCAGCAGCAGCAGCAGCAGCAGCAGCAAGAACAGCAGCAACAAGAGAAGCAGCAGCAGCAGCAGCAGCAGCAGCAAUGCGGUAUCUACAGCAGCAAACCAAGCAGAUGCUCCUUUGCUCCUUCUCGCAGGGAACGUGCUGGCUGAGUCGCAGCCAGCAGACUCUCUAACACCUGCUGCUGCUUCUGCUGCUGCUGCUGCUGCUGCUGCACCUCUGCAGUUCCCACCGCAGCAACAGCAACAGCAGCAGCAGCAGCAGCAGCAGCGGCAGCAGGCAGCAAACCCACCGACAACCUCUAGAUGUGCGCUGCAUGAGCAGCAGCAAAAACGAUAUGAUGAAAAGCUCUCACGAAUGAAACUCCAGCUGCAGCAGCAGCAGCAACAGCUGCUGCUGCUGCAGCAGCAGCAUCCGCAGCUGCAGCCUCCAUGGGAUAACAGCACUGCCCCUGCAUCCACAACAGCAGCAGCUGCUGCUGCUGCAGCAGCAGCAGCUGCUGCUGCUGCAGAACCCCAGGUGUCUUCGCAGCUCCGCCCACCAACGAAGCUGCCAGCUGCAGCAGUUGAGGCAAUCUCUGCGAGGCUGCACGGGAGAGCCAAGCAAAUGACUGAGAUGCGUCUGCUGCGGCAGCAGCUGCAGCAGCAGCAAGAGUUGCUGCAGCAACAGCAGCAGCAGCGCGACACCUUCGCCAGAGUUGCUGGCUGGUCAAGCAGCAGCAGCAGCAGCAGCAGCAGCAGCAGCAGCAGCAACAGCAGCAGAACUCGCAAGAAGACGCAGCAAACCAGUAGGAGGGUGCAGCCGCAGCACGAACGGGAGGUGUUGCAGAAGCUGCAGCACGACAAACUGCAGCAGCAGCAGCAGCAGCAGCAGCAGCAGCAACAACAAAAGCAGCAGCACAAAAAGAUGGAGCAGCAGCAGAUGCAGCAGCUGCAGCAAACGUCUAUUCAAGAGCAGUCAGAGGCUGCUGCUGCAGUUCUUCCUGGCAGCAGCGAAGCCGAGAUAGAGAAGCAGCAGCAGCAGCAGCACGAGCAGCAACAGCAGCAGCAGCAAGAGCAAGAACACCAGCAGCAGCAGCAGCAGCAGCAGCAGCAACAGCAGCAGCAGCAUAUUUUAAAUGAGCCGCACCUUCCAGCUGCAGUAGAGGCAAUAGGGGAGCCCUGCGUUGCUGCUUCUUCGUCUUCACAGCAGCAGCAGCAGCAGCAGCAACAGCAGCAGCAGCAGCAGCAGCAGCAUCAAUAUGUAUUUCGACAUUACGAGCAUCACCAUCACCACGUGCAUCGGCAGCAGCAGCGGCUGCAGCAGCAGCUGAUCCAGCAGCAGCAGCAAGAGCUCUUUCAGCUGCGAUGCAGCAGCUGCUAA
Messenger RNA from Eimeria mitis, 3987 nucleotides. RefSeq lists its product as uncharacterized. NCBI's taxonomy places the organism in Eukaryota, Apicomplexa, Conoidasida, Eucoccidiorida, Eimeriidae. The transcript is spliced from 7 exons. The record is from RefSeq and is a predicted model, not a curated record. The coding region runs from base 1 to 3987 and encodes 1328 amino acids.